AUGUCGCUAGAUGCGUGCAAUAGUAGCGAGGCUGACAAAACAACCGAGCAAGAACUCAUAAUUAUCUUGGAGAAUGGAACGGAGCCAACACCGGUACGAGCAAUUCGCAGACCUGAACCAAAAUUGCAUGCACCUGUACAUGUACCUUUUCCACCGGCAGUAAAUGCAGCCUCUUUAAUUCGGAUCAAUAAAGAUGGAGCGUUACUCGCAAGAUGUACGAACAAAUUUUUAAUUUAUCGUAAUCAAUUUGCAAAAGAAGUUAGGACACAAGGGUAUAACCUUUCCAUGAGCGAAGUAUCUUGUUUAGCGGCUCAAGCAUGGAAACGGGAGCCUAAUCACGUUAUCAGGAAAUAUAGUGAUAUUGCCCAAGAAGUUAAAUGGUUGCACAAGCAAUUAUCUAGGUCGGGUUCAAAAAAAGGAAGAAAAUCAUCAAAUUCUUCGUUAUUGUUUUCAGAUUCAUCUUUAUUAACUUCCCAAACGAAAAAAAUUAUAAGUAAAAAUAAACAAGAACAAUUAACGCGUCUUUCCACGGCCAUUGCAAACAACCAACAGAUAUAUGAUGACCAUUCACCGCAGGAAUGUCAUCAAGAAUUACCACCAACUCCUUUAACUCCAGAUUACUAUUUUCCAGAAUCUCCGUACCCGUCACCGUCGAUGUUUAGUUCAGGGCAAUAUCCAGUAAAGAUAAGUGACAUGAUUAAAGAUGCUUUCGUAUCUGAAAGUUAUCAAUACAACGAUUUGGUCCUACCUUUUAUGGAUAUGACCA
This is a messenger RNA of Racocetra fulgida, 766 nucleotides long. Lineage: Eukaryota; Fungi; Glomeromycota; Glomeromycetes; Diversisporales; Gigasporaceae. The record is from the annotation of a GenBank genome assembly.